UCUCAAGGUGCUGCCCACGAACGUUGUUCUGCAGAUAUCAGAUUAUAAUUUGCCAAUCAUCAAGAUUUUAGAGAAUUUCUCCAUACUCCACCCAGAAGUAAAGGUAAUCACCAUGACUGAACGCAAGGCCGUUAUCAAGAACGCUGAUAUGUCAGAAGACAUGCAGUCAGAUGCGAUUGAAUGCGCUACCCAAGCUCUCGAGAAGUUCAACAUCGAGAAGGACAUCGCUGCCUUCAUCAAGAAGGAGUUCGACAAGAAGUACAACCCGACCUGGCAUUGCAUUGUGGGUCGCAACUUCGGCAGCUACGUGACACACGAGACCAAGCAUUUCAUCUACUUCUAUUUGGGACAAGUCGCCAUCUUGCUUUUCAAGUCGGGAUAGAGAUUCUUUGACGAGAACCGAUGCUUGAUGAUGUUAUCUGCACAAACUGACAAUGCAAAGACUUAACCCUGCCAAAGCCCUCCGUGAUAAUUUGUACCUACCGGGAAAAAAUUGUUAAUGUAUUAAUGCUUUAAUUUUUCUCUGUUCGGUCUUUGUAUUCAGCCUACAUGACAUCUCUACUUGCAGAUGUCAGUGUUCCAAGACUAUAUAUUGAGACACUGUCCAAUGUUUUAUAUUUUUAUUUUUUUAAAGAUCAAUCUAUUAACCUUCAAUUCGACUUACCAGAAGAUGGACAAUCAUUUAUAAUUACGAUGUCUUGCCAAUUAUUAUCAACUCAUUUUGCUUCUUAAGAUUUUUUGUCCUUGAAAAGCGAAAACUACUAUUUUCUUUUGUAUUCUUAGAAUAUAAUAGAUAGGUCUACUUAUUCGACAUUCCGUUCUCUUAUCUUGAAGCACCACCAUCUCCAAUGAAGGCUAAGAUGGAGUACCGCCAUUUUACGGGAAAAUUGUAAGAAAACAGGUUUCCAUUUAAGGGUAAUUAUCAGCUUACCAAUGUCAUGAUAUUUUGAAAUUUAUUUGAUAAAGCAGUAUUUCAAUCCAGGUAUUAGUGCAACAGGGAAAUUUCCCCUUGUGUUACACCACAUUAUUCUUUCCUUGAUUCAACCAGCCAAAGCAAACAUUUUUUUUAUUUAUGAAAGUGCUAUAUGAAAGUUGUCGAUGUAUUAUAUUGUUGUAAACAUAAUUGUCUUUUUUGGGGGGUUGGGGAUGUCAUUCCGCUAUUACUAUUGAAAGAGAAACGAAAUAAAAGCAUAAGUACGAACAAAAAGUAACAAAGUUUUGCCCACUCUAGUGCGUUUUAUUGUACUGCACUCUAUUUCGUUACAAGAGAGAAAUCCAACAAGAAUAACACUGGAAAUAAAAAAAAUCGGAAGGGGGAAAUAUUUAUAUUUCAAAGAUUUGAUAUAUUUACAAAAAAAGUAUUAUGCACAUGUUGACCAGUAUGCAAAUGAGGGAAUCGAUGACUUAACACACUAAAUAUUUAUGUUUAAUUGCAUUGUAAUGGCAAGAACUGUAUUUGAUUUGCUAAACUUUAGUAACAAAGGAGCUUGUCAUCGACUCACAAUAGACUGAAUAGUGAAAUUAGUCUCUUGACACAUUCCAUGACCAAUCGAAUAUGUUUUACAUUUGGAGGGAAAAAUAAAUAUUAGCAAAAUGAUAAUACAGGUGAGUGCGUGACAUCAUCGGCUCCUUUAUUUGCAUGACUGUACUGAUGAUGCAUACGUCACUCUUCAGUUUUAAGGAAAUUAUAAAUGUCGUAUUUUUGUUUAUCGAUCCGAUUUAUUUGAAAUUGUCAGUGUUAUGCUUGUUCAAUUUUUCUUCAUUCGAUUCAUUUUUAGUUGGGGUGGACUUGAGCUUUGAAAGGAAAUUAAGUUCAAUGAAAUUUGAAUUAUUGUAGGCUAUAAGUACAGUAUAUCUUAUUUUGAGAGGAAUGCUCUUCAGAAUAAUAGCAACAGAGAGCUGAAGUGUUCAGUCUAAAAUUAAAAAGAGGGUCGUGUGUUCGAAUCCCACCACGGUCUGGCGUCCUUUGGCAAGACGUUAAUCCACACUUUGCCACUCUCGACCCAGGUGCUACCCCGUAGUAUGUGAAAGUCAUCGUAGCUUGUCCAGUACCGUGUGCGCCUCACCGGCGACUGACUGGAAUACUCCUAAGGGAGUGGAGGAUGUGCACACAUUGUGUACGGGAAUGACAGAUUGAAUCCGAUGACCGGGGUGAUAAUAUAUAUGUAAAGCGCUAAGACACGUCGUUCCAAUGUAUUAAGGGCUAUAUAAAAGCGGAUUACUAUUAUUAUUAAAAGCCCAAUUAACUCUGAAGAUUACUAAGUCAAUCUCUGGUUCAAUUUUGAUGACUAAUAAUAAAUCACAAGUCAUGCAGGUGCAUAGUAAUUGACUCUUUACACUCACAAUGAGACAGCAGCCACCCUGUUACAGCACAUUUUGGUACAAAAGUGCCGUAAUGUUGCGACACAUUUUGGUAACAUCUCCUAAUUUAGUCUGUAACUACACAAGGAGGUAGAUUAUGGUUUAUUAAUAGUUGGUUUCUUUUUUUUUUACAAGCACAUAUACUAAACCCAUUUGGUUUACCAAACUGUACCGUUUUUUAUUUUUUUUUCCAAUCAGUAAUUACACGUUCUAAGCUCUAAAUGGCUGUCGACCAUCAUUCUUGAGGCACAUCCUAACUCUUUUUAGAUUUUUUUUUUUUUUUUUGGGGGGGGGCUUUCUAUUGGAAAUGUACCCUAACACCCCUCCCAUUCCUUCAAUUUAUUCGACCAAAACCUGUCCACCCUAACAUGAGCCAGUUGGCUCUAAUGAAUUAAAAGUUACUUCGAAAUCGGAUCAGUUUCUCGCUGAGUUAAUAUGCAAAAUGAGUGAGUAGUUGAUUACACACACCACUGUUUCUUUUGUAUUUUAAUAUUGAAUAUGAAAAUUCCAUUUUAAUUGAUUUGAUAACAAAGGAGUUUUGACUAAAUUAUAAUUAGCUAUAGUAACUACACUUCAAGUGUAUUAAACAUUGGGUCAAAUUUACAAUUCUUUAAAGGUAAAGUCCACCCCAGAAAAUUGUUGAUUAGAAUCGAUAGAGAAAAACCAAACAAACAUAACGCUGCAAAUUUCAUCGAAAUCGGAUGUAAAAUAAGAAAGUUAUGACAUUUUCAAGUUUCGCUUAUUUUUCACAAAACAGUUAAAAUGCACAACUCAGCGAUAUGCAAACGAGAGAGUCGAUGAUGUCCAUCACUCACUAUUUCUUUUGUUUUUUAUUGUUUGAAUAAUACAAUAUUUCAAUUUUUAAAGAUUUGACAAUAAGGACCAACUUAACUUAACCAUAAACUGUAAAAUAAUGGUAAUUCCACAUGUUCAGGGAGAAUAAAACUUUGUUUCACUUGACAAGGAGGAGAAAAUUAGAAUAUUUCAUUUAAUAAAAUACAAAAGAAAUAGCGAGUGGGUGACGUCACCAGUCUGCCAAUUUGCAUACCGACCAGGAUGUGCAUAUAACUGUUUUGUGAAAUUAAGCAAAACUUUAAAAUGUCAUAACUUUCUUAUUUUACAUCCGAUUUUGAUGAAAUUUUCAGUGUUUUGCUUGUUUGAUUUUUCUCCUUUUUUCAAAUCAACUUUUUGUUGGGGUGGACUAGUCCUUUAAAGAUAAAAAUUAUACCAAAGAUUAGUGUGUGAUGUCACCGAUUCACUCGUUUGCAUACUUGGCGUUUAAACGAGUGAACAAGGUUGGGGGAUAACUUGAAAAAUAAAUCAUUUUUUAUGUCACUAAAUAAAUUUUGCUCGCGCUUCAUGCUCGCAUUGUCUGUUCGAUGAGAUACAUAGAGAUUCAAAUAUCAAGUUUUUAAGUCAAUAUACAAAACAUAUUUCAACUCGUACAUCGAGCUUUCAUUGUUUUGUUUAACAUUUUUUUAAAUAACGUUCUGUACAUUGGUAGAGGGAAAAUUGGGGGGGGGGGGAGCAAAGGCAGACGCGCAAUAUUUGCAUGUUUCACAAAUUCGAGCGCGAGAUACAAUUUUCAAUAAGGCCCUACUGACUUGAAAGGGCCAUGUUAAAGGUCAAAUCCACCCCAGAAAAUGUUGAUUUGAUUCAAUAGAGAAAAAUCAAACUAGCAUAACACUGAAAAUGACAUGAAAAUCGCAUGUGAAAUAAGAAAGUUCUGACAUUUUAAAAUUGUGCUUAUUAUUUUUUACAAAAUAGUGAUAUGCACAGCUCGGUGACAUGCAAAUAACACAGACGAUGAUGUCCCUCACUCACUAUUUGAAUUAUACAUUAUUUCAUUUUUGCAGUUUUGACAAUAACGACCAACUUAAGUGAACCGUAUAUAUUAUAAACUAUGCUAAUUCCACAUGUUCAGGGAGGAAUUAAUUGCUGUUUAACUGUUUUGUGAAAUAAAGCGAAAAUUUAUAAUGUAAUAACUUUCUUAUUUUACAUCCGAUUUUGAUGAAAUUUUCAGUGUAAGUAUACUUGUUGGAUGUUUUUCUUUUUAUUAAAAUCAACUGUUUGUUGGUGUGGACUUGUCCUUUAAGGACUAUUUUCAGUGACACGUGACAAUGAUAACUCACCUGAAAAUCUUUAAUAUUCAGCAUUUUUUUGAAAUUAUGAACAUGAAGGAUGCAAAAUAAUAACAACUCGGUAGACCAGCAGCACCAUGAUUGAUGCUGCUGAGUAGGGCCAUCCUCCCGUUUUUCAUAUAUCAAUUCAAAUGUAUCAUUUUAUAUGUAUUGUUUUUUUGUUUUUUAACGGAAAUAAAUUCAAUUCAAAACUCUAA
Messenger RNA from Lytechinus pictus (painted urchin), 4699 nucleotides. RefSeq names its product dynein light chain LC6, flagellar outer arm-like. Gene Ontology annotation, cellular component: cytoplasmic dynein complex. The record is from RefSeq and is a predicted model, not a curated record. Lineage: Eukaryota; Metazoa; Echinodermata; Echinoidea; Temnopleuroida; Toxopneustidae. Gene Ontology annotation, molecular function: dynein intermediate chain binding. The coding region runs from base 113 to 382 and encodes 89 amino acids. The transcript is spliced from 2 exons. Gene Ontology annotation, biological process: microtubule-based process.